Messenger RNA from Bufo bufo (common toad), 1793 nucleotides. RefSeq names its product clathrin heavy chain linker domain containing 1 (gene CLHC1). The transcript is spliced from 11 exons. The record is from RefSeq and is a predicted model, not a curated record. Lineage: Eukaryota; Metazoa; Chordata; Amphibia; Anura; Bufonidae. Bases 21 to 1793 code for a protein of 590 amino acids.
UGCACGCAUCUACAGGAGUCAUGAAGUCUUUCCAAGGCGUAUCUGGGCCUCGCGUCCUCCCGCCCAUCGUCAGUGCCAGGGAUAAGAGGUUUCUGACCCGCACUGAGGAGUAUAUAAAGUCGGAGGUGGAGAAGCUAUCUGCUGCGGGUCAGCUUGAUGCUGAGCAACGCUAUAUCAUCUAUGGACAAGCUUUUGAUAAGGUGAUUGAUUAUUGCACCGACUAUAAACGCCUUCUCGCUGCGAUCAAACAAGAGUACGAUGAGUUUAUUGAUGCCACCAAGCAAGGAGAAAUCAAUGCCGUUCAUGUCCAUGCAAGGGUGAAGAGACUGGCCUCCGAACCCACCACACUAAUGUAUUACAGGAAGCGGGCGGCGGAGCUGGGAGACAGAAUUGAUAAAAUCAAUAAAGAUUCCAGCAGAAUUGAAAAUGAAUUACAGAAAUUGUUGGCUGAAAAGAGGGUAAUGACCCCUCCAGUAGAAGAGGCAAGCCCCCCACGAGAUGAAAUAAACCCCGCAGCUCUGAUUCCAGGUAUGACAAUAGAAGAUUCUCUGAACAUGGACGCCCUUAUAAAACAGCAGCAACUCUUAGAAGACAAGAAGUGUGCAUUGAAGGCUGAUAUGAAAACCAAGUACGUCCCCAUCCGGAGGAAGCAGGACCUGGAUAUCAAGCUCAGCAUUGCUUUACAGGACAGAGAAGAAGUCGCCCUAAUCAACCAGGGAUUGCUGGACAGUUACAGAAAGAAAAGAGUUAUUGCAGACACAAUUUCCUCCUGGGCAAAAUCAGACAAAAGCCUUUCUCUUUAUGAGACGCUCGCGCAAAUCAUAGCAAAAGAAAAUGAAAUAAAAGAGGACACUUCUUCCACUAAUGUGUUUGAGGAUCUGGAUCCACGGAAGAGCCAGGAAGCAGAGGCUUUGCUGGAAUAUGUUGAGAGAUUUAAUGAGCUGUUUGUUACUGGUCAGUACAAGACUGCUGCAGCCUACGCCGCACACAGUCCCAGAGGAAUCCUCAGGAACAUGGAGACGAUGGAGAGAUUCAGAGCUGUUGUGGUCGGUAAGGAGGAUGUUUCUCCAUUGAUGAUGUUUUUCGAAGCUCUGAUGGAAUCCAGCAGCUUAGCCAAGCACCCUGUUAAUGCAGCUCUCACGCUGGAAGCCAUUAAGUGCGCUCUCUCCUAUGAUAAGAUAGAGCUUGUUGUUCACUGGGUAACUCAACAAAGGAUAACAUUUUCUGAAGCUCUGGGGGAUGUAAUUUGGGAUUACGGCGAGAGAGAGCCAUACCACAAGGUCACAUGCCUGGCGUUGGCUCAGCUAAUCUACCGAAAAUGCUCCUGCCUCCGGAAGGCUGCUCUCUCUAUGUGUGUACAAGGUCAAAUCCAAGGGGCCCUUGACUACACCCAUCAAAGCAAACGCUUUUUAUUAGAUGACUACUUGUUCUUGCUUAAGAAAUGCCCCACUACAGAACUCAUCAAUGGAUUGACCAAAGAGUGGAAUGGUAAACCGGCGGCACUGUCUGUUGGGCAGGCUGUCCUGUCCCUGCUCUGCACUGAUCAUAAGGAGUAUGGAUUCCAGCUGUUGGAGAGCAUAUAUCAGUGUGGAGAAGCUGCUUUGGAGCAAGUCAUCCUCAAUGAUGUCGUCUGUACCCCAGAAGGAUGGGUGGAAAUUGCAGAAGAAUGUUCCAGCAAUGACUACAGACAACUGUCAGAGAAGAUCAAGUCUAUUGUCAUAUCACAAGAUGGAGUUGUGGAGAUUUCGUCCAAGGAUGAGGAUGCAAAAAUUAUGGAGCAUGUGUAUAUGUAA